Archocentrus centrarchus (flier cichlid) is the source of this 1381-nucleotide messenger RNA. It is a transcript of the gene il17d, whose product is annotated as interleukin 17d. Gene Ontology annotation, biological process: inflammatory response. The record is from RefSeq and is a predicted model, not a curated record. The coding region runs from base 578 to 1261 and encodes 227 amino acids. Gene Ontology annotation, molecular function: cytokine activity. NCBI's taxonomy places the organism in Eukaryota, Metazoa, Chordata, Actinopteri, Cichliformes, Cichlidae. Gene Ontology annotation, cellular component: extracellular region. The transcript has 2 exons.
UGCAAAGCCAGGAUCGCACACAGCCAACAGGCUGGACUUCCCACUCGCAUCAGGGUGUGCUCUAAUGAACGCUGGGCUCUUUUUAUUGGGGGCCAGGCGGGACUUUCCCUGCCAGCGCUUCAGUUUAAUUUGUCCUCGCUUUGGCUGGUGCAUCAGACGCUCUGCUCCCAUUCGGAUUUUACGGACGCGUCGCAGAAGAAAUGAGAACGAGAGUCCUUUGUGUCAUUUUCUUGUCUCGGACAGAAAGCAGCAGGUGCGACACUUGCAAAUUGUUAGAAAUUUUCAAAUAGUUUGGCAGUUGUUACUCCUGGCGACGCCGUGAAGGUGCAGUCAGUGCCAAAAUGUUUCCGCAACUUUCCUGGUGGCGCGCCUGUUCCUCGGUUUCAGCGCCAGGACUGUGGGGUGUUUGCGUGCCGCUGGAUUUACGGCGCUUCCAACUAUUUACUGGAUUGUAAUAGAGGAAAGUAACCUGUUAACAAUAAAAUCGGUUUGUACUAAUAAACGUCACUUUUGUUCUCAGAAUCAUUAUUUAAAAUCGCAAGGAAGGCGAAAGUUGUAACAGUUGGUUUUUCGUUGGAUGCGCAUUUGGGCGCGACAACAUCCCGAGCAGAGCGCAGAGAUGCCACAGAGGAUCCACGUCCUGCUGCUUCUGCUGCUGCACCUGGCGGCGCUGCUGCCGUCGGUGUGUCAGCCGACAGCAGCGAGCCGGGUGAGAAAGAAGACCGUCAGGACGCGGUCCUGCCUGGACCUGCCGGAGGAGAUUUUGGAGCAGAUGUUCGGACGGCUCUCGGUGGGAGUGAUGAGCGCUUUCCAUCACGCUCUGCAGCUGGAGCCGCAGGACAAACUUAAUCUUACCUGCCCCACGACCUCACGGAUCCCGACCGACCGCAAGACCCGCCUCCCGGUCAACCUGCUCAGCAUCUCCCCCUGGGCCUACAGGAUCUCAUAUGACCCAAAGAGAUAUCCCCGCUACAUCCCUGAGGCCUACUGCCUGUGCAAGGGCUGCCUGAUUGGAUCGUAUGGCGAGGAGAGCACCCAGUACCGCAGCACCCUGGUCUACGCUCCCUCCGUCAUCCUGAGGAGAACAGGUUCCUGUGUCGGUGGCCGCCACUCUUACACGGAGAUCUACGUCUCCAUAGCUGUGGGAUGCACCUGUGUGCCGCUGCUGGAGAAGGGGCGGAAGCCCCAGAAGAGCAACCAGAUCCUGCAGAGGAGAGAGCCUAAAGCCAGGCAGCUCUUCAGUGCAAGAAAGGAAGCAUGAAGGAAGCGGGACUGCAGAUACGUUUUUCUGCACCUGAUUCACACUGUGACAUUUGAAACAUUUUCUGAAAUGAAAGCUCCUGGAACUGUUCUUUAACAAGAACCUUUUAUUUUCUGGUUU